This is a messenger RNA of Bactrocera tryoni, 2183 nucleotides long. RefSeq lists its product as uncharacterized. The transcript is spliced from 2 exons. Lineage: Eukaryota; Metazoa; Arthropoda; Insecta; Diptera; Tephritidae. The record is from RefSeq and is a predicted model, not a curated record. Bases 62 to 1621 code for a protein of 519 amino acids.
GUUGUCCGUGUGUAGCAUGGAGAGUAUCGCUUUCUGGUUAUAAAUUGGAGACGCGGUGAUCAUGUUGUCAGUUUCGAUUAAAAAUUCUAUCAAUCAAGUUACACUUGAAUCGGUUACAAUGACAAUCAACUUUGCGUUACUAUCUUCCAUGUUAUUGACAUUUGUUGUCAAUUAUUCUUGUGCGUCUGUCGUAAUUUGUUUCGUAAGGAAUGGUGUAAACGUAAGGAGGACUUUUUACUCCGAAAUAGUCACGUACGCAGCUGCACGUGAAAGUCUGCAACUGUCAGAAGACGACAUUUUUAUGGACAGCAACCGUGCCAUUGAGCGAAGACAAGAACAAAGGAUGUUAGUGAAUGAUAAAGAAUGUAAUAGAAUUAUCAGUCAAAGUGCAAAGUCUUACAUAGAAGUUUGCAUUGUAAAUGAUCAAUGCAAAAUAUUUCUCUUGGAAAAUAAAGCAAAGGUCAAGACUUUGCGCGAUAAGUUGCUCGCUUCGUUGCCACAAUAUUACAGCGACGAAAAAUGUGCCGAUAUUGUUUUUCUAAAUGACAAAGGACAAGUGAUCCAGAGUACAGACGAAAUAGAGGUGCCAUAUCAAAGUAUUGUGAAAAACGGUAGAAUCCAAGCAUACAAUAAAUUCAUCGACAAUACAAGCGAAUUAGAUAUCACAUGGCUUUUGUCCAAUCAUCGAGUGAAAGUGAACAUGCUUAUGUCAUUGAGUAGUUUGCGAUAUUGGAUAAUGAAACCAAAUGCUUGUCCUAAUUUAAAAAGUAAACUGAAUUUACCCGACAAGGCAUUGUUUCCAAAUGCUAUCGACGAUUUAGCACAAAAUUGGUUAGCUAGAGACAAACGCGCGCAACUCCAUCAAGUAACAAGCCGUAACGUGACUGAAAAAUCGGAAAUCCCAAGAUUAUACUAUGUUGACGUGACCGAAAAAGAUAAAGUAGCUUUUACCGGAUCGCGAACUGAUGAAUUUCAGGGUGAUCAGUUAACGCUCAAAAUAUCAUCUCGGUCGUCAAAAGACAAGAUGCUUCUACCGUUAAAAGAUGUCCGAUCAACAAAUAAUCGAGCUGUAUCCUGGACUAACGUCGUCAUAGCAACAAAUAAUACUGCUGUUACUUUGACCGUCACAUGGAACAAUCAUCAACCCGGUUAUGCAUACAUUUGCGAGUUAUUCGAUUUCCGUGCAAACCAUGAAAUGCAUUUUUUAUUUCGGAAAGUAUCUGAAGAUGGGGUCUGCGAAUUCAAAUAUAUUGAUGAUAACAAUACUUUCUAUGAUUUGUUGUUCAACAGAGAAGAACUCAUUGAAAAUGGGCAAGAUCUCUCGAAAUUCCGAUACGAACUAGGUGUGUCUAUGUAUCCUAGUCGUCCUGGUAAAUGGAGCUGUAGAAAACUUAGAAAGAGAGAAACACAAUCUAUUGCCAAUACUGACAUACAUCAAGAUCAGAUAACAAUGGGCGGAGGAGGGAAGGGUUAUGAUACGGGCCUUUACUUUGAGAGAUCUUGCGUGUCACACGAUGCAAAAUACAGAAACGAGAAUAAACGAUCAUUGUAUUUCAACGUAUUUAUUUUUAAAUCACAGGAGAUUGCUGAAAAAAUUAUUGAAGAUGUUGCCACAUUUUGAUAAAUAUAUCGAAUAUCUUUCUCCAUAAGUGUAAUUUUUUGCUAUUUUUACAUUGAAUAUUAAAACUUAUCAGGAACAACAUUCAAAUUUUGAAUUAUGAAUAAUGUUAUCAGAGGCUAAAAACAAGAACUUGAAAGAAUUUCCAGUUUGCAAUUUUUAUAAAAUAUCUUAACGAUUUUUGUCAACCGUUCUGCAUAGAAAGAUAGUUUGUAAAGUUUGCAUUUCGAUUGAAUUUCGUAUUUUCAAACUUGCACACAUGAUUAUUGCAAAUUGUCUUGUUAAUUUAUUUGAUACGCAAAAAUUAUUUGUUGUAAUAUGUACUUUGUGCCCUAAAUAUUUAUAUUUUUAUUUUUCUUCAAAAGAGCUAACAAAACAAUCUAAUUCUAAUGUAAUAACGCAUAUAGGCACUGUGUAAUUUCUUUUUAAUAUAUGUAUUCAUUUCACAGCUGUUUUUUGCGUUACUACUUUUUGCGAUUAUCAGACCCAUUCCAAAAUGGUUCGGAACACUUUAUAUAUAAAUAUGUAUUGGACAUUUUUUCCACUGACAAUAAAGAAUAAUAAU